CCUGAAUGCAACAACAGCCCGUUUACUCAGAGAGACAGCUAUCAGACGGAGAGGAGCAGCGUGGAUCUUGAAACUGAACCGCGAGUUAACGGGCCACAUUCCUCCUCAACUGGUCGUCAUGGCACCCACUCAUAGUUUACCAACGUCGAUAACUACCGUUGCUAAGGUUCCGAAAAUGGUCCAUUAGGAGCAGAGGAUGCCAGUUAUGAGUCAAGGCAGUCCCUGUCUGUGGACUCAGCUCCCCCAGAGCAGUCGGUCCCCAUGUGACCGCUACAAGCAUGCCUGCUGCAGCUAUGAUGGAAAUGUCUACAUCCUGGGAGGCAGAGACAACAGCUGCCUGAGGGACUUCUGGAGGUACAGUGUAGUGUGUAAUGAGUGGACAGAGCUGAGCUGCACCGGUGAAGCUGCACCAGAAGAGGUAGAGGAACAUUCGAUGGUGGCUCACGAGGGCUUCCUGUAUGUGUUUGGAGGCAUGUUGGAUUCUGCAUACACCAAGUGCAGAUGUGCCCUGUGGGUGUUUGAUAUCGCAAAGCAGAAAUGGGUACACUGCCAGGGAAAGACGAGCUCCCCUCAGACCCAAAUGCCAACCAACAGAAAGGGACACAGUGCUGUGGUGGUUGGCUCUGACAUGCUGGUUUAUGGAGGUUUCAUAGACAUGAAAGGAUCCUCACAGGACUUCUGGAGACUGGAUUUUGAUACCAUGGCUUGGUCCCUGCUGAGUCGGUCUCAGCAGGGCUCAUUAGGCCCAGGCCCCAGACACAGCCAUUCAGCCGUGGCCUACCAGGAUUGCAUGUUCCUGUACGGGGGCUUGAAAGGCUUACGGGAGCAGAAAGACUUCUGGCAGUGGAAUUCCACCAGCCGCACGUGGAGUUCCCUCAGAACCAAGUCUGGUCCUUCCAAACUGAGGGGCCACUCAGCUGUGACCUACAAGGACAGCAUGCUUCUUUUUGGGGGAGGCGAGAGCCAGAACUCUCCAAAGAACUGCCUGUGGAGGUACAGCUUCACCACUCAGACCUGGGGCCAGGUUGCUACACUCCCAGGUUCGUGCCCCCCAGACAAGAUUCAUCACUGCUGCACUGGACUGGGUCCCAGCUACAAGUCCAACACCAGCAGCCCUUCCCCUAGCUCAGGACUCCAACCCAGGCUACUGGAUGACAAACCCAGGCCCUUCAAGAACAAGUGUUUCCCCGCGCCUCUCACUUUUCUAGGAUCAGAGCCCGGAAUAGAGCUGGAGACGUUCAGUCUGGACAAGUGCUAUGGCAGCAGAACACUCCCAAAAUCUUCAGAAGUGGACAAUAGCAAAGAGGGCUCGGUGGGAAAAGACCCACAGCACAUUGGAACCUGCCUGACCUUUGAGAACAAAGCUUUCAGCACACAGUGGAGCGUCACAGAGGAAGACCUGCUCAAUGAGGAGGAUGGCAAUAUAGUCCAGCACCUGCCUGACCUGCUGCUGGUCUUUGGAGGAAGACCUUGCACCAGUCACAGCCCAAUGUCCAUAUGGCAAAUGACUCUCACUGACUCAUAACAGCCAAUGAAAAACAAACUAUUUUUUUCUUAAUGUUAGUAAGUAUAAAAAACAGUGUUAUAUCUUUAUGUUCAAAGGGUUUACAGGUAUUGUGUAAAUAAGAAAAUGACUUAAUAUGUUUCUGUAUUUAGUUAGUUAGUUGUUAGUUGUGAGGUUUUGGUUUGUGAAUUUAUGUGUCAUGUAUCUGCACAUAUCCUUUUUGCAGUCCUCCAAAAAUGACUGGGCCACCGGGCCACAACUUAGACCAGCUGUGUACCACAGUUUGGACUUUAGUUGUACGGGAAGUCUGUGGCAUAUUUCAGGACACAAGCUGCCAGAUCUGGUUAAGGAACUGCACAGUUUCCUUUACAUAAUACUAAGUUGACAAUAUGGAGAUAAUAACUGCCUGCAAUAUAACCUAAAUUACACACAGUGGCGCCACAGCUCAGCAUUCUGUUGUCCUCUCUGUCUAACCAGUAACUGCAGUUCAGGUCAGGCACAGUUACGUUUAUGUGCUGCAGCUAGUCAACAACAUAAAGAAAAGCACAUAAAGAACGUCUCUUGCUUUCAGAUGAAUUUCAAAUGAUUGUGAGCACAGAGGCAGUUUUCAAAAUAAAAUGUUUACAAUUAAUGUAAUUCAAAAACAAUUCUUACUGAGCCCUUAGUGUACGGCUUUUCUUUCCCACUAUGUAAAGGAUAAACCCGGUAACCACUGUAGUCUGACUCCCUCAUCAUCAUGAUUUUUUUUUCUCUUCCCUCAGUCAGACAGAGUUGUGUAUUUUCAGCAUUAGAUCCAAUAAGCAUUGUGCUUAAAGAUGCAAAAAUUGUUAGUUAUUACUAAGUCCUUUGUAUCUGUGAUGUUAACACAAUUAUUACAUAACAUACCUCUAUCCCCAUAUACAUGUAGUUCCACACACUGUAAAACCUAACAUUACAUCUCAAUAAAAGAAAUAACUUAAUCUUGGAAAAAAGUUG
This is a messenger RNA of Toxotes jaculatrix (banded archerfish), 2479 nucleotides long. RefSeq names its product host cell factor 2 (gene klhdc3l). The transcript has 9 exons. Bases 197 to 1525 code for a protein of 442 amino acids. Lineage: Eukaryota; Metazoa; Chordata; Actinopteri; Toxotidae. Gene Ontology annotation, cellular component: Golgi apparatus. The record is from RefSeq and is a predicted model, not a curated record. Gene Ontology annotation, molecular function: protein binding.